UCUACGGAAGUCGGCAGACAGAAGAUAGCGUUAUCAAUAUCCGCGGUAUUUGCAUUAUAAAUUAUCUCUCAUUUGCGUUUACUAUUAUUUGAGAAGAAGGUGUGUGAAAAUCACAUUUGCAAACGCUCCCACGAUGUUCGUUCAAUUAGUCAGUGUGUUAAUACUCGUUCCAAUACUAGCAGAAAUGGAAACUAUCACAAAUAUUUCUUCAACAGACUUUCCAUUGGUAAAUAAAUCUUUGAAUAUAAACGAUACAGUGGAUACAAACGCCUCAGGAACAAAAGCUAGUUUCCUGCUCUACGAUUAUCUGAUUCCAACUAUCGGCAGCCUAAUAAUAUUAUUAAAUCUGGUGGUCGUGAUCUCCAGCGGCCUUAUCUUAAAGAAAGGUCAACAACCUAGAUCCACCUAUCUAUUCCUAGGUAACGUGGCGAUGACCGACCUAGUGACAGGCGUCGCCGUGGUUUUUGGACAGGUCUAUCCCAAAGAUAAACGAGAUCAUUACCUCUGCGCUGUCCAAUUAGGUCUGAUUGUUUCCAGUACUCUUACAUCAGUUUAUUCAGUGGGAUUGAUUGCGGUCGACAGAUUUUUGUACAUUCUUCAUGGUAUGCAGUACCAAAGAUGGGUCUACCCAACGCGAGCCAGGCUGCUCAUAUGCGUCUCAUGGGCCAUUGGUCUCUUUGUUGGCUUUUUACCCCUUAUGGGAUGGUACGGUGACACAAACAAUGGAAGAAUUUGCUGGUUUAUAAUUCUUGCCCCAAAGGGAUUGGUGCUGCUCACAGUCUUAGUGGGGAUCGUUCCACUUUUAGUGGUUAUAUUCUUGUAUUCAAUAAUACUUUAUCACGCCAUAAAGAAAAUUAUUCAACUCCAACAACAGACAAGAAACAGAAAUAAUACAAAUAUACAGGAAGAUAUUUCUUCAGGAAACAUAAGGAUGUUUAGAGGUGGGGGUAACACUUCAGAGAAUGAAGAACAACCUCAAGUGAAAGAAAAAGGCAUAUUGAGAUUUUUCAAGAAAAAACCAUCCAGCUCGGUAAAGUCACCAAACAAGUGGAAGGCAAUAAAAGUGGUACUUUUUACAACCGGUAGCUUUGUCCUGACUUGGUGCCCGUAUUUCAUUACAAGCCUCAUAUAUGUCUUCAACUGUGACAUCGACAAUACAAGCAAAAAAUGCAAAACGAUGAGAACCCUAAUUGCAAGCCCUUUGGCCAUACUUGGUUUCAUGAACAGUUUUCUUAACCCAGUAAUUUAUGCUUGGUGGCAUAAGGGCUUCCGAACUUUCUUCAAGAAAAAGGUGAAUAAUUUGGUUAUGCGCAGUACACAUACAGACGUGGCAGACAAUUCAACUUCGAAAAGCACCAGCAGUAAAAAUAUAUCAGAUGAUAGUGACAAGAAUAAGACAUCCAGGAACAAAUCUAAUCUUGAUGCGAGUUAGAGAAAUAGUCGCCAUGUUGAUCCAUACAUAUAUUAAUUUCUAUGAAAUUAUGAGGAAUGAAAUUAAUCACUGUUAUGUAGGUAUACAUCAUGGGGUAGUGCAUGUAUAAAUCUGAUUUAUUAUACUUAAUUGUUUUGACAUAAUUUUUGUCAUUUAUAUUAUUAUUAUAUGUAAUUAUUCACAUUACAUUAAUGUAUUAUGCCGAAAUCGAAAUAAAACAUUUAUUUAACAAAGUUAAUAAAUGAUGUGGAAUAUUCACACAGGGAUAGUUUAACUUUAAUAAAUAUUUGUUUUUAAAUAUUUUCUAAGAGAUCUCUUAUCAGUGACAAAAUUCAAUGUGAAGAUUAAGUUCUUUAUAGGAAAAAAAUGAGCACUGGGCAUAUCAAUUUUUGACAAAAAUUACUUUUUUUAAAAGCAUUCUGAAUGACACGUCAUCUGAAAUUUGAACCGAUAAUUUUCAAGGAAAUUAAAAUAAAAUAGUUUAACUCCAAUAAACAAUUUAUUUGAUUUAAACAAAAAAGAUCAUCAGAUUUCAAUCCUGUAACUUCGUUUUAUUAUUUUAUCUUAAAAUAGAGGCAUUAGCAAUUCUUAUUUACUUGUAAACUAUUUUAACACUAUGUCAAAAAAAACAAAAUGGAAAAGUUUUAAUAUUUUGUAAAUGAUGUCUAGAAAACAAAUAUGCAAAAAAAGGAAAAAUAAUUAUAACACCUCUUCAUAAAUAUUUUAUGAAUGAAUAAAUUUUUUCUUUCGAUGUCUUAAAAACUAUUCGUCUGUCACUUUUAUUUUUCCUUCGCAUAAAAAGAAUUUAAUCCUCGCAUUGUAAAUCUGUAUAACAUAAAAUGAUAUUUUCGAAGACUGAUUUUGACUAAUAAUAUAAUUCCUACAACGCUUUUGUUAGACUGUUCAAUAUCAAAUAUAUCACCAACCUACUCCAAAUUAGAAACAUUUUUUGUGUAAAUGUUUUGUCUUUAUGCUUUGUUAUGUGUGUGUUAUAUCAGCAAUUAUUUAGAAAACUCUAUACAUUUCAUUCACAGUGAAUUAAAUAAUAAAAUAAUAUGUACUUACCUACACUUUUUAAUGUUUGGAAGCAAUAAACGUAAUAAAAAUAUUUGCAUUUACUUACAUCACAUUUUUU
Molecule: messenger RNA, 2567 nt
Organism: Anoplophora glabripennis (Asian longhorned beetle)
Lineage: Eukaryota; Metazoa; Arthropoda; Insecta; Coleoptera; Cerambycidae
Product: glucose-dependent insulinotropic receptor-like
Exons: 5
Coding region: 134-1432 (432 amino acids)
Biological process (GO): adenylate cyclase-activating G protein-coupled receptor signaling pathway; G protein-coupled adenosine receptor signaling pathway
Cellular component (GO): membrane
Molecular function (GO): G protein-coupled receptor activity
Source: RefSeq, a predicted model, not a curated record